This is a messenger RNA of Papaver somniferum (opium poppy), 1286 nucleotides long. Its product is annotated as F-box/kelch-repeat protein At3g06240-like. The record is from RefSeq and is a predicted model, not a curated record. NCBI's taxonomy places the organism in Eukaryota, Viridiplantae, Streptophyta, Magnoliopsida, Ranunculales, Papaveraceae. Bases 30 to 1118 code for a protein of 362 amino acids. The transcript is spliced from 2 exons.
GUAAUUUCUUCGAUUAUAUCAAAGAAGGCAUGCUAUUUGGGAUCGGCUUAAACUACGAAGAAAACCCUAAUUUCAGACUUUACUAUGCAUCAAAGGACAUGAUUAGGAACAAUAUCAAGAAACGUCUCACUUUCGCUGACCUCCUAGAAGAAUUCCGUCAUCCUCCCAUCGAAAACAGAUUAGCAAUAUCAAUCGGCUCAAAGGGCUUUGUGGUAAGCGGGUUUGGUUUUGAUCCACAUAAGGAACAAUACAAGGUUGUGAGAAUUCAUUACCCCGACAGAAACCUCGAUGUUGGGCAUGUGGACGUGUAUACCCUGGGUGCCGGCUCCGGUUGGAGAAAUAUUGGAGAUGUUACGUACUCUUUAAGUUCACCACCGGGUAUCCUUGUCGACGGAGUGCUGCAUUGGAUAGAUUACAAGGCAAUGAAUAUUGUGGGGUUCAGUUUACAAGAUGAAAAGUUUGGAUCACUUGCAUCACCACCCUGCUUAUCACAUCUGCAUGGAGCUGCAGCUUAUAGGCUCAAAAAAUUGAAAGGCCGUCUAUGCGUUGUUCAUCUUAGGCGUUCAUGGUAUCUGCGUGUUGACAUAUGGUUCUAUACCAAGGAUUACAAUACUUGGAGUUUGGAGAUCAAGCUAAAACCCGUAAGAUUUUACUCGGACACUGAUUACGACCCACUCCUUGUAACAAAGGAGAAUAAAGUCCUAUAUUGGUGCGACAAGUCGAAUCUUUUAUGUUUUGAUCCAAAAACCUCAACUACGACCAUAGUCAUCGAUGAUUCUAGUGAUUUGGGUUUGAUGUAUUUCAGUGCAACUCCCCAUGUAAAUACUCUUGUUUCACUAAAAACUCUAGAAAAAGAAAAUUGUGUCGUACAAGAAUGGGAUGGGUGCACAAGAGAGCUGUAUCAGCCACCUAGCGACACACAACUGAUCACAGGAGGAGUACUUCCGGGUCCAGAUUAUUGGAUGAAGAUCGCAAGGUGGCUUACGCUUUUAAAUAUAGCGUCACAAUUGAUUUGUUUGGGCAAAUACGUCGAAUCUAUGGGAGAGUUGUUUCUCAUGUUUGUCAGCUUAGCAUUAAGUAUCGUAUCAUUUUUGAAUAACGAAUAUAACGAAUUUUAACAAUUCCAAGAAAAAUGAAAAAAUAUUUUAAUACUCCCUUCGUCUCCAUUAUAUAGUCGGAGAAGUGAGGAUCUCUUAGAAUAAGAAUUUUUUUUUAUUUCCUACAUUUUCAUCCUCUUUCCUGUUUUAUCCUUUAUACAAUUUCCAAUACUAGAAACAUUAAUUUAA